Emericellopsis atlantica is the source of this 1062-nucleotide messenger RNA. RefSeq lists its product as uncharacterized. The transcript has 5 exons. Lineage: Eukaryota; Fungi; Ascomycota; Sordariomycetes; Hypocreales; Bionectriaceae. Bases 1 to 1062 code for a protein of 353 amino acids. The record is from RefSeq and is a predicted model, not a curated record.
AUGUGCGCGGAUGCCGUCCCUGAAGCGCUUGCGCUAGGCACACAUACCGUCGUACUACACCGAGAAGAAUACGAGACGCUCGUUCAGAUAUCACUACAGUACGAAAGUCUCAAACAGAAUCUGAUCCAAGGCGGUGUUUCAUACGAGGCAAUCGUGCUUCUCAGCAACAGCUCGCCGUCCGUUCCUCCCGCAGACACGACGACCACCACACCGGAGACCGAGUACGUAGAGGGCUUCCACGAGAAGGGAACAAUUAGUUCCGAGUCUUCUGAUGAGAGUGGCGUUCAUGGGCUCUACAGAGGAAGCGAAGAUAAUGUGUGGGACAACGCAGACAGCCUCUCAGAGGAUGAGGACUUCCUCCCAGACGUGCAAUCCUGGUCACAGGAGCCUCAAGCAUACGUAAAGUCGAGCCCAGAAGACACACCAGAGCAGCCAGACCGUGUUGCUCGGCGCACUCUUCUACUGUCCAAUCUUGCCGAAGGCACUCGCCAUGCAGACAUCACCGCAGCAGUACGCGGUGGCAGGCUUGUGGAUGUUUUUGUGUGGCACAGAGAUCGCAAGGCCACUGUCUCUUUUUGUGUCGGAAGUGAUGCCGCGGACUUUUACAGGUUUGUGUGCAAGAAUGACCUCUAUAUCAAACAAAAGAGGGUCGAGGUCUCAUGGAACCUCCGCCAGUAUCAUCUCUCCGGCAUAGUAGCAUGGCGCGUCAAGAACGGAGGGACGCGAAAUCUUGUCAUCCGUGCGUAUAGACAUGAAAAGAGCGAGAAGGCAAUCCGCGAUGAUCUCGAUCAUAUUCACAACCUCGUCGUGAUCAAGGUUGAGUUCAACAACGGUGACUGCUACAUCAGUACCAACUCUAUCUCGGCAGCGUCUUUUGCCAAGACCUGUAUGAUGAGCCGAUUAAAGUACAAGGGAAGUCGUAUCGACUUCGCUGCAGACGAAUGCGCGCAGCCUCUGGAGAGCAUACCGUGUCCUAUAGCAUCACGUCCAGACGGCGCCAAGGACUUUCAGGCAAAUGCGAACGUAAAUAGGUUCGCCUUGCUCGACGUGGCUGGAUUCUGA